AUGGAGGGAGGGAAAGAAAAGGUGGGCUGUGAGGAGGAGAAGAUGGGGCACUGGGGCAAUGGUUAUCGGGCUAGGAGGUGGGAGAGGGAAAUAGGACUAAAAUGCAACUCGAGUAUAUCUUUGGUUUUCAGAUUCUCACUCCUCCCUGCCUUUCAAUCUUAUAAGGUUGUCUGCUCUUCCAAUCAAGCAAGUUGUUUUCCUUGUGCGCUCGAAGAAAAUAUGACUGAAGCAGUAGUUUCCUUUGUGAUUGAAAGACUUGGAGAAUUCAUCAUCCAAGAUGCGAAGUUCUUGUUUGGAGUUAGCGAUAAAGUUGAGUUUGCACAAACUGAGCUGCAACUCAUGCAAGGUUUUCUGAAAGAUGCAGACAUAAGGCAACGAGAUGAUGAAACGGUACGUGUUUGGGUUGCACAAAUAAGAAAGAUUGCUUAUGAUCUGGAGGAUGUCAUAGAAAUAUUUAUCUUGAGAGUGGCUACAAAGAAGCGAGGCAUGAAGAAUGUUCUGAAAAGAUUUGGUUGCGUGUUAAAGGAAGGAGUUGAUCUUCACCAGAUUGGGUCACAAAUUGAGAAUGUUACCACCCAACUUUCUAAUUUGAGGUCAAGCUUGCAAACUUAUAACAUUAAGGAAAUAAGGGACUCUAGAGGUGCCACUUCUUUGUAUGAGAGGCAGCAGCAAGUAAGGCGAACUUAUUCUCAUAUUAUUGAACGUGAUGUUGUUGGGUUAGAGAAUAGUGCGGAAGAAUUGGUCAGGCAUUUGGUGAAGAAAGAAUUUAGCCACCGAAUUGUUUCUAUCUGGGGUAUGGGUGGUCUGGGAAAGACCACCCUUGCAAAAAAAAUUUAUCAUCAUAAUGAAGUUAGACGCCAUUUUGGUUGCUUUGUUUGGGUAUGUAUAUCUCAACAAUUCCAAGUGAGAUCUGUUUGGGAAGAAAUUUUAAUUAAACUUAUUUCUGCUACCACUGCGCAAAGAGAAGAAUUUGCAAAACUGAGGGAUGAUGAAAUAGCCAAGAAGAUAUAUCUUCUACAACAAAAAAGUAGAUGCUUGGUAGUCCUUGACGAUAUUUGGAGCAUUGAGGCAUGGGAGUCACUGAAAGCUGCAUUUCCAUUGUAUGAUGAGGAAACAGAAAGCAGAAUAUUACUCACCACUCGCAACAAAGAGGUAGCUUUACAUUCAAAUGGAUUCAUCCACCAACCUCUCCCAUUAAAUGACGAUGAAAGCUGGGAACUUUUUGAGAAGAUAGCAGUCUUUGGAAGAGAAGGAAUAACCUUUGAAGUUUCCACAAAGAUGAAAGAAUUAGGAAAGAAAAUGCUUCAACAUUGUGUCGGCUUGCCAUUAGCAGUCAUUGUGCUCGCAGGACUACUCGCCAGAAAGGACACAAUUAAUGAGUGGGAGACAGUCCUUAAGAAUGUUUAUGCAUACAUAAGAAGAGGCAAAGACCAUGAACAUGAAGUGACGGGUACAUCGUGGGUGUUGUCGUUGAGUUAUGAUAACUUACCGUAUUAUUUAAAACCAUGUUUUUUAUACUUAGGUCAUUUUCCUGAAGAUUUUGAGAUAUCAGUGAAAAGAUUGACUCAGUUAUGGAUGGCAGAAGGUCUUAUAUCCUUGGUGCAACAAAGACAAGGUUCAAUGGAAACAAUGGAGGAGAUAGCUUUUAGUUACUUAAAUGAAUUAGUGGAAAGGUGUAUGGUUCAGAUUGGAGAACGGGGUUCAAUUAGAAAGAUUAAAUCUUGUCGGCUUCAUGAUCUCAUGCGAGACUUGUGCUUGUUGAAGGCAGAAGAGGAGAACUUUCUCCAAACUGUCAAUUUGUCGCAUAGGGAGACAAUGUAUGCUCUUCCUUCUCCAACCGAGGCAACACUAAAAGGUAAGGUUCGAAGACUUGCAAUUUAUGUGGAUGAUAAUGUUGAUAAAUUGGUUCCAUCAAGAUAUGAAAGAGACGACCGCCUUAGAUCUCUAUUAUACUUUGGCCCGAGAUACUGGAUGCCAAACAAUAACAAGUUAGUGUCGCCACUAUUCAAGGACUUCAAAUUGCUUAGAGUUUUGAAGGUUGAAGGUAUAGAGCUAUUAGUUAAAUUGCCUAGUGAAAUUGGGAAUAUGGUCCACUUGAGAUUUUUAAGUCUAAGGCAUAGUUUUAUAAAAUGGUUGCCAUCGUCCUUAAGUAAUUUGAUAUGUAUGCAAACUCUGGAUUUACGCAUUAAUGGAACGAUGGUAGUUCCAGAUGUAUUUUGGAUGAUGGAACAACUGAGGCAUUUGUAUUUACCCUUUUAUUACACCGCUCGGGGUAAAAAACUUCGACUGUCCACUCUUCAUGAUUUGCAGACUCUACACCAUGUUUCAAGCCUCUGCUGUGACUUGAACGAUCUUACUCAGUUAACCAGUCUUAGAAAACUGGCCAUACGAGUGACAAGCCCCUUCAAAAAUUUGGAGGAAACCUUAAAAUCUACGAGCAGCAUACUUGAUCGCAUUCGAUCUCUAUUUGUGCACAACUUACUCGGAAUUCAUAGUGGUACGGAAGUUGCACAGAUAGUGUUAAGUUGCCGUCAUAUAUACAAGCUACAUUUGAAUGGGCGAACCGUAGAGUUACCGGACCUUGAACACUUUCCGAAUCUCACUAAGUUAACACUGUGUCGCUGUGAUCUCAAGGCCAACCAGAUGGCCGUGCUAGAGAAGCAGCCAAAUCUUAGAACUCUUUGCCUUAUGGAGGAAACUUUUGAGGAUGGAUUAGACACACUGGUUUUCUCCAAAGGAAGCUUUCUUCAACUUGAAUCUCUUUCCCUCAUUUGCAUGUACGAAUUAAGGGACUUCACGGUGGAAGAAGGAGCCAUGCCUAGCCUCCACCGAUUGUGCAUGCAACGUUGCGUGGGAUUGACGACACUUCCAGAUGGGCUGAGACAUAUUACUACACUCUGGGAAUUAAGCUUCACAGAGAUGUCUAGGACAUUGCAUAGUAGGCUUCAGGUUGGAGGAGAUGAUUGUUGGAAGUUUGAAUUAAAUUCAAGAACCUUUGUCCCACAUUGA
Prunus armeniaca (apricot) is the source of this 3009-nucleotide messenger RNA. Lineage: Eukaryota; Viridiplantae; Streptophyta; Magnoliopsida; Rosales; Rosaceae. The record is from the annotation of a GenBank genome assembly.